Molecule: messenger RNA, 1098 nt
Organism: Puntigrus tetrazona (Sumatra barb)
Lineage: Eukaryota; Metazoa; Chordata; Actinopteri; Cypriniformes; Cyprinidae
Product: NADH-cytochrome b5 reductase 2
Exons: 9
Coding region: 124-1050 (308 amino acids)
Cellular component (GO): mitochondrion
Molecular function (GO): oxidoreductase activity; FAD binding
Source: RefSeq, a predicted model, not a curated record
CUACUAUCAACUGGCCUUGGUGCAAAGGUUGGAAUACAGCAAAUGAACUAUGAACAAAUUCUACCUCACACAUGCUAAACCCUGACCACACUAAAGGAUACAGUACAGGAAAAUCGCUGCAGCAUGGAACAAAUUCUAACAGUACCCGUGCUAAUCGGGAUAUCGAUAGUGGUGAUCACGGCCCUCUUCCUCCUCCUAAAACCAGGAGGCUCCAAUGGAGGCCGGAAGCAGAGCAAGUUCCCAAAGACCUUGCAGGAUCCCAAUGUGAAAUAUCCUUUGCCACUCACAGAGAAGGAGGAAAUCAAUCACGACACAAAGAAAUUCCGGUUUGGUCUUCCGUCCUCUUCUCACGUACUUGGUCUCCCUAUUGGUCAGCAUGUUUACCUGUCUGCAAAGGUGAAUGGGAAUCUGGUUAUCCGUGCGUACACACCUGUGUCCAGCGAUGAGGACCAGGGACACGUUGAUCUAGUCGUAAAGAUCUACUAUAAAAACACUCAUCCAAACUAUCCUGAGGGAGGAAAGAUGUCUCAGUACCUGAAUGAUAUGAAGAUUGGAGACACCAUUGACUUUAGGGGUCCAAAUGGAUUACUGGUAUACACUGGAAAUGGGCGGUUUGCUAUUCGACCUGAUAAAAAAUCUGAGCCCAAAGCGCGGAGGUUCAGACACGUGGGCAUGAUUGCUGGAGGAACAGGCAUCACUCCGAUGCUGCAGCUGAUCAGGAGUAUAACCGCGGACCCUGCUGACAACACCAAGUGCUCCCUUAUAUUUGCCAACCAGACUGAGAAGGACAUAUUGUUACGCAAAGAGCUGGAUGAAGUUCACAGGAGCCACCCUGAUAAACUCGAUGUGUGGUACACACUGGACAAACCCUCUGAAGGGUGGAAAUACAGCAAAGGGUUUGUUGACGCUGACAUGAUAAAAGACCAUCUCCCGCCUCCGGCCAGCGAUGUGCUCAUCGUGAUGUGCGGUCCACCCCCCAUGAUCCAGUACGCGUGUCUGCCAAACCUCGACAAGCUGGGCUACAAAACAGAGAACACUUUUGCAUACUAAGUCUCCUGCCACUGAUAUUGCACAAAUAAAUUCUGACGAUUUGUAAAA